AUGCCAAUAACAGUCGCAAAGGAUGGGAGAUUCGCACGUCGCUAUAGCGGGCAGGGAUUGGAGCAGAGUAUACCCGAUGGCCAUCAGGAUAUGCCGUUUAUAGACGGUUUUCCGACUCGACUCAUUCGGGAAGGUUUACCUGGACGACUGAAUAGGGAAAUGAUUGGGAGUGGCGGCCGCUGGGUGAUCGAGCCGCGAUCAAGCAAGAUAUUUGCCAAUCCAUGGGCUGAACAACUGCUCAGCCAGAACACUGAAAUUGUGAUUCCUCACAAUCUGGCGAGUCUUGCCCAAGAUGGAAAGAAGGGUGCUGAUAGGGAAAUGCCAGCCAAGAAAGAACGCACACCAUCAGAUUCGCCGCCAGAAAUUCCGGAAUAUCCAGCAAGGCAAGAAUCACAAGCAUCAUUAGCUUUACUUGAUGCGAAAGAGUUACCGAUCCCAGAGGCGGUGCCAUGCGGGGGGCCAGAAGUCCUAAAACUACCGAAUACCGUGCCCAACGAUUUUGUGCCUUCAUCAGGUGUAGAAAAUGCGCUGGCUUUGGCUCAAGACAGUUUCAUUGCGACAGAGAUCCAAAAGGAGCCUCAAACAGAGAUCAGGUCCGACAAAAUACACAUCCUAGGGACCACCAGAAUGAGCAAGUAUGUUGCGCACUCAAUUGCUUCACUGCCACACGCCCCUCCCGUCACCAUUCUUAUUCACCGACCUCAUUUCCUGAAGGAAUGGCAAGAUGAGGGCGCUGUCAUCAGUGUAAUCCGUGAUGGAAGAGUCUCUAUUCAAUCGAACAUUAAACUCGAGCCUGUUAUGGAGUUCCCUCGUUUCGGGAGGCGCAACCCUAAUGUUCCGGUUCCAACCACACCAGAGUCCGUGUGCCAGAGUCGAAUUGAUAACUUAGUAGUUACGACAGACUCGCAUGCUACCCUAGCAGCGCUCUCAUCUAUCCGACAUCGAAUCCGCUCAACGACGACCAUCUGCUUCAUGGCCGAGGACGUGGGCAUAGGCUUGAUCGAUGUGAUCAACACCAAAUUCUUUCCCGACCCACAACAACGACCCAGCUACGUAGUGGCAGAUUUCAGCCAUAAAAUCACUCCCACUGAACGGAGAUUCACGAUUUCCGAGACGGUUUCAGGAGAAGCCCAUUUCACCGCUCUGGAACGUGACGCUGAAAUACCCAAAGAGGCAAGACUUCUAGGCGUCGACCCGUUCGGGAUGGGUGAGAAUGGGCGGGCGGACGACCCUUUUGCUCACAUCCUGAGAACUAUUACGCAGGCCCCUGAAUUCAACGCUAAACCGCUUAAAACAACGCAUUUCCUACGAAGACAUCUGGAGAAGAUGAUUGUCUGGUCAAUCAUCGGACCCCUCACUGUUAUUUUCGACUGUUCAAACAAGCAGCUGCUGCAUAACUAUAACGCUACAAAAACAAUGGCGCCACUUCUAGAGGAGAUGAUCCAGAUCGUCCGUGUAUUACCAGAAUUAGCACAUUCACCGAAAACUCAACAACAUUUUACACAGGAAUAUUUGCAGCCUAUCAUCAUUUCUAAUUUGAAAAAAACAAAGUCCAAUACCUCUACCAUGUUGCAAGCGGUGAGGAAAGGCAAAAGGACGGGCAUUGAAUUCUACAACGAAUAUUUUGUUCGCCGUGCGAUAGAGUUGGGCCUUCCAUGUGCCCAAAAUCAGAUGAUGAUUGAUAUGGUGAAGGCAAAGAAUGCUAUCAUUGGAAGAGAAAGGAACGGGUAUAUACCAUUUCGGGCUGAGCGUAAGAACUUGCCAUUGUAA
Molecule: messenger RNA, 1770 nt
Organism: Glarea lozoyensis ATCC 20868
Lineage: Eukaryota; Fungi; Ascomycota; Leotiomycetes; Helotiales; Helotiaceae
Product: 6-phosphogluconate dehydrogenase C-terminal
Exons: 1
Coding region: 1-1770 (589 amino acids)
Cellular component (GO): mitochondrion; cytoplasm
Molecular function (GO): 2-dehydropantoate 2-reductase activity; NADP binding
Source: RefSeq, a predicted model, not a curated record